GCUGCCGGGACUGCUUCCGAGGUCACCGUCCCGGACGCGGCUGCAGAGCGCAGGCCCGCUGCGCGCCUGCAGGAGGGGACGAGCCCACCGGCGCUCAAACCUCGGGGCCCAUGCCUCCCCUCCGCCCUGCUCCCGCACUCGGCCGUCUCCUUCCGUCUCUGCUCCGUUCCGUGUUUCCAGACGCGCCCGGCGCCCGGCCGAGGGCCCACGCCGCGGGGCUCUUCCGGCCAGGCCCGCCCCUCGCCCUAGCUGCUAGAGGCCCUGCGCUGUUCCGGGCGCUCCGGCAGCCGUCCAGCGCGCGCAGCCGGAGCCGAGGCUGCCACGGCGCCAAGGCCCCCGCCAUCUCCCCCAGCAAGCGGGCCCGGCCCGCCGAGGGCAGCGGCAUGCGGCUCCGCUUUACCCGGCUGUCGGAGCACGCCACCGCCCCGACCAAGGGGUCCGCGCGCGCCGCGGGCUACGACCUGUACAGUGCCUAUGAUUACACGGUACCGCCUAUGGAGAAAGCCCUUGUGAAAACCGACAUUCAGAUAGCUCUUCCGUCUGGAUGCUAUGGAAGAGUAGCUCCACGUUCUGGCUUGGCUGCAAAACACUUCAUAGAUGUAGGAGCUGGUGUCAUAGAUGAAGAUUAUAGAGGAAAUGUUGGUGUUGUACUGUUUAAUUUUGGCAAAGAAAAGUUUGAAGUCAAAAAGGGUGAUCGAAUUGCACAGCUCAUUUGUGAACGGAUUUUUUAUCCAGAAAUAGAGGAAGUUCAAGUUCUGGAUGUCACUGAAAGGGGGUCAGGAGGUUUUGGUUCCACUGGAAAAAAUUAAAAUUCCAAGAACAGAAAAUGAGAAAACGUACUUUUUUCUUAAAGCGUUUUUGGUGUUUUGUACUUCUGUAGACUUAAUAGCUUUAACUUCUAAAGAUAUUUGUUCUCUUCUUUUCAGGGAAGGGGCACCUCUGUUGGAAUCACAGAGAAACUUACUUUCUUGUGUUUUUCUGCAUUUGGUUGUUGUAUGAAUCUCUGUGGUGACCUAAUGCAGACAGUUUUGUUAAUCAGAUGUACAUUAUUUACACAUCCAAAAAAGACUGUCUGAUUUAACUCAACUGAAUGCUACCCCUUCACUUCAGCAAGCUAUUUUAUUUCAAUUGCUUUAUAAAUCAUAAGCAGUGCCUUUCAUUCAACAAAUUUGAUUUCUUUCACAGAUGCAAAUUAUUGCAUAAACUGAACUAAAAGAUGACAAAAAGAAGUUAAAGUUAUUCUUUGUUUUUCUCUUCAUUGGUCUAAAACAAUUUUUGUUAUGUAUUUAAGAUGCUUUGUGAAGGUGGGAGGAAGAGAAUCCUCAGUGUAUUUUUUUAGUGUUCUCUUUGUUUUUUUUAAUCUUCCUUUCGGUGGACCCCGGGUUGACUGGUGGAGAGGUGUGUUUGUGAAAGGAAAUGUAGUUUGGGAAUUUGCGGUUGGUUUGUUCCUCUGAAUUUCAUUCCAUCAAGUAAAUUGUACAAGUUGUAGUUGUAUGAGUUUCCUUCACUGAAGUAACGAUAAUAGGCUGUAUCCAAGAAAAUAUUGAAUUAGGGAUUGAAUAGGGAUAAAAUACAUGUAAUGAUAGAUGUUUAGGCCACUAGGUAUGUCGAGGCCAGCUACUUUUGAGUAAAUAUGUCUAAGCAGCAUUUCAUUGUGGAUAGGGGCUGAUUCCCUGGAUUAGCUUGAUUAACAUCUGUUAUCACCUUCCAGGUGUGCUUUCCUCUCCUGUAUUUCCCAGACCCCUUUGCAUGGGGCUUUGGGCAUCACUAAGGCUUUGUCAAUCAGAUGCUCUAGUGUGAGACUCCUGAAGCAUCAUUUUGCUAGUGUGGGUCAUGAAGACUCUACUUCUGGAGCUGGCAGCUCACUUGGCCACCCAGUUCCUAGAAGCACAGGCUGGAGUUAGUGUCUUCUGUGCUUCCAGUGAUUCUUGGGCCAUUUAAUAUCCUGCAAUGUAGUAUUUUCCAUCUGUGGGUCACAAUUCAUUAGUGAGUCAUGAAGUCAACUCAGUGGGUCAUAACUAGCAUUUAAAAAAAUUGAAUAGAAAAAGCAGAAACAUGUCAGAUGGGUAAAUACUGUGAAGAUUGUUUGAAUUAAACAUUUAUGUGUGCCCGUGUGUACUGUCAUGAUGUAAAUUAUUUCUGAAAUCAAUAAGAUUUAAAUAAAUUCUUUUCUGCUAAACUA
This is a messenger RNA of Equus caballus (horse), 2182 nucleotides long. RefSeq names its product deoxyuridine triphosphatase (gene DUT). NCBI's taxonomy places the organism in Eukaryota, Metazoa, Chordata, Mammalia, Perissodactyla, Equidae. The record is from RefSeq and is a predicted model, not a curated record. Gene Ontology annotation, molecular function: magnesium ion binding; dUTP diphosphatase activity. Gene Ontology annotation, biological process: dUTP catabolic process; dUMP biosynthetic process.